This is a messenger RNA of Linum trigynum, 5142 nucleotides long. The record is from the annotation of a GenBank genome assembly. Lineage: Eukaryota; Viridiplantae; Streptophyta; Magnoliopsida; Malpighiales; Linaceae.
AUGUCGUUUAACAAAUUUCAAUACAAAAGGGUUGAAGUGUUGAACAUUCCCGUUUUCAGUUUGGUUCUCGCCGCUGAGUUUCUCCGGCCGCCGCUCAAACAUGCUCCGAGUUUGAAUUGAAUGCUUGACCCAGUAGAAAGGGCAAAACUUUCCAUGUGGCUGUUGCCGGGUAAGCUUAUUUCGUCAUGCAAUUUCCUCAAACAAGUGAGGCCGAGACGAUGCUACGCUGCUCCUGCGCUUUUCCGACGGUCAGAACUGGAUUUGGAGGAGCCAACAACAGUUGAUACUCAUCAAAAAGCCGAUGCUUUGGGUAGUUCGGUGGAGCUGGACUGUGGCCGAGUUCUCCAUUUUUUGCAUGAUAUGAGGAAGGAGCCUUUCCUUGCACUUUCUUUCUUCCAUCAACUGAAACGAGACGGGUUUGUUCAUGAUGCGUAUACUUAUGCUGCUAUGAUUAGGAUAUUGUGUUUCUGGAAUUUGGAUAGGAAAUUGAAUUCCAUGCUUUCUGAACUCGUCAACAACGAGAGGGAGCGGGAUUUCGCUGUUUCGGAUUUGCUGGAAGCUCUGUCCGAGGGUUGUGAUGUUGAUUGUUCGAAGGUCAUUUCGAAAGUGUCGGAUGUUUUGGUUAAACUGCAUGCAGUGCUUGCAAUGUUCGAUGAGGCGAUCGAUGUUCUUUUCUGUGUUAACCAGUUGGGGUUUAAGCCGAGCAUUUUGACGUGUAAUUAUCUCAUGAACCGGAUGAUUGAGUCUGGGGAGGUUGAUGCAGCUGUGGCCAUUUAUAUGCAGUUGGAUUGCUUUGGAUUGCAUCCUAACGAAUAUACUUGCUCGAUUGCGGUUAAGGCAUUCUGUAGAAAGGGUUGCUUGGACCAGGCAUUGUCUGUUUUCCAGACAAUGGAAGAUCUUGGGAUGGCUCCAAAUGCGUUUGCCUACUCAAGUUAUAUUGAAGGGUUGUGUACUCAUAACAGCCCGGAUUCAGGCUAUAAAGCGCUUCAGCUUCUGGUCGAAGCUAAGCUUCCAGUUGAUGAGUUUGCUUAUGCCGUUGUGAUUCGAGGGUUCUGUAAGCAGAUGAAACUUAAAGAGGCUGUGGAUGUACUAGUUGAGAUGAAAAGGCAAGGGUUUGCUCCCAAUGUGUAUGCUUAUGGUGCUAUUAUUUGUGGGUUAUGCAGGGAUGGGAAUUUACUUGAUGCCGUAUCUCUUCAUGAUGACAUGUUGUCAGAAGGUGUGAAAACAAAUUGUAUGAUAGUCAGCUCAAUUCUUCAGGGCUGGUCUCAAGCAGGCAAGGCUUCUAACCUUCUAAGUUUUUUCGAGACAUGUAAGAGGAUGGGUAUUUACCUUGAUAAGGUUUGCUACAAUAUAGUGAUGAAUGCCUGCUGCAAGUUAGGCAACAUGGAUGCGGCCAUUGAAUUGCUUGCCGAGAUGAAAGAUAAGCAUCUUGUUCCUGACAUUGUUAACUAUACAACUGUCAUUGGUGGUUAUUUGGAUGAAGGAAAACCUUAUGAGGCCCUAAACAUAUUCAAAGGGAUGAAGGAAAAUGGGGUUAUCCCUGAUAUUGUCACGUAUAAUGUAAUCGCUUCUGGUUUCUCUAGAUUAGGUCUGACACAAGAAGUCAACAAUUUGUUACAGUACAUGGAAGACCAUGAUAUUAAACCUAACAAUGACACAUACAGUGUCAUCAUUGAAGGGCUAUGCACUGGAGGCAACUUGGAGGAUGCUGAAGCUUUAUUUUCUUACUUGAAAGACCAGAACUUGGAUAUCGUUAAUGCCAUGGUUAACGGAUAUUGCUCAGCACGAAACUUAGAGAAAGCUUUUGAACUAUUCAUUUCUCUGACUGAAAAAGGAUAUACACUGAAGAAACGUUCUUGCUUGAAACUGCUUUCCAGUAUGGAACACGAUGUUGAGAAAUCUAUUCAGUUGGUUGAGACAGUGUUGGCUCUAGGUGCUGAAUAUUCUAACAUUAUGUGCAGCAAAGCUAUAGGGAUGCUUUCUCGUGCCGGAGAAAUGGAAAAGGCCCAAUAUGUGUUUGACCUUCUAGUCAGCAGAGGGCUAAGUGCUGAUAUGAUGACAUACACAAUGAUGAUAAAUGGUUAUUGCAGGGUCAAUUGCCAGAGAGAGACAUGUACUCUUCUGUAUGAUAUGAAGAAUACAGGGCUUGAACCAGAUAUUAUCACAUACACAGUUUUGCUCGACGGGGCCUUGAAAAUAAGGUCCAGGAAGAAGGCUAUGGGAAUCAGCAGCAAUAAUGCGGAAAAUUCAAUACUUCUGAAUGAACUAAAGGGAAUGGAUAUAACGCCUGAUGCUGUUACUUAUACUGUUUUGAUAGACGAUCGCUGCAAAACAAAUAAGUUCAAGGAUGCUGUAACACUUUUCCAAGAGAUGAUUGAUAGAGGGCUACAACCUGACACUGUUACAUACACGGCUCUUUUGUGUGGAUACUUUUAUGUUGGAGAUGUAGCUGGUGCUACAGCUCUUCGUGACAAAAUGUUUGAUAAUCAAUUACGGCCUGAUGACAUUUUCAAGUCUGUGUGGAACCAUGGUAUUUUAAAAGACUUGAAAUGUCGGUCCCAUGAGUAGUGGCUUGGAGAUGGGAUGAAGUAUGGCAGACCUUGAAAUACAUCCGACUAAAUCUCAUGGUGCAUUGCAUUUUCAAGGGGAGGCAAUUGCAGUUGACAGGUUGCCUGUGGUGAUUCUCAUAUUGCAGAUUAAUGCACGACUUCAAGGUGUGUUUAUAAUCAAUCGGUUCUUGUAUUUUGGAAAGUGGCUUCCUCAAAAUAAGAGUAGUUAACACUUUUUAUAUGAGUGAAGUUUAGAGCAGUUAACAUGUUUAAUUGUUGUUUUGUGUCAAGAUCAAGUUUUAUUAUUCAACUCUCUAGUGUCUUUCAGCUAAUACAGUCUAAUGUUUGUUUGUUCCUUGAUCACUUCAGGAUUCUCUCUUGCACAAGAGCUCGCCCCUUCUUUAAUGAGGUAAAGUUUAUCUAAGUUAUUAUAUAUUUUCUUUUAUACUAUGAUCAGCAUUGAAAAGGAAGGUGCUCCAAUGGUUUUAAGUUUUGGUUGUCAAAUUAGACAAUGAAAUUCUGCAAGGAAAAUAGAACAACUGCUGAGUAUGAAUUGUAAGUCAAUCUGGUAAACCAAGGCAACAGAAUAAAUAUUUAUUUUAGAUCUCCAAAUAUGAUCUGAUCGUGGAUUUAACAACUUGGACUACUUAAUUGUACACGCUAAUGACCUUAAUCAUGCAUUUCCUAACUCUAUAUCUUCUGUUGUAGCAUUAAGUAACCAAUUAAUGAAGCUUAUCAGCUUCGCUGUUGGUUAGAAAGCUUAACGUAUAAAUUAUAAUGCGUCUUGGUGUGCCUUUUCUCCUGUUCCCUCAGAAGGACGCAUUGCUGAAAGGAUAGAUCUUCCUCAAACUACACUUCUGAAUGUUAAUUCAAUUUAAAAGUAUGUGUGUUCUUCCUAGCUGGCUUAUCUUCUGUAAUUUGGUUGUUUCCCCUCUUUCAUCAUUGUUGUUGUGCUCUGAUUGUUCUAUUAAUGUUGAAUUGGACAAUCAGAGAAGUGAGCAAGGUAGACAAGUUGGAGGAUUUGUCACUCCCAAAUCCCGUCAAGUUCAUCAUUGUGUUCCAACUAAACCAGAGAUGGCAUUCUCACAUGAAUAUGAAAACCCCUCAUGCACAUGGUUACUUGUUGUGCUGUCGCCGGCUCCCUUGUCAUUACUCAUUACGUCGCCAACUACCUUGACCUUCCAGCACUAGGUAGGGGUCAUCCCCUAUACAUGGUCUUACGACUUUGAGGAGACCUGUGUAGGUAAAAAGCCACUAAGCCUGGUCACUGCGAUCCCCCUUUGUGAAGAGGCACACCCACUCUCGAAAUUAUGAGGCUUCCUUGGAGAGGGACGUACUGAUGUUGAAGCUAAUGAACAAACUAGGAUGGGGGUGUUCCAGCAGGAGGGCCACGCAUUGCAAUCUCGUAGUGAUGAAGGAAUUGCUAUUCAAUGAAGAAAAACCAUUUGAUCCUUAUGGUCAAGUUCCCAGAUCACGGAACCAAAUGGCACUGGUAAACUGCCUUUUAAAGAAAUAGAUGAAAAUGUUGGAACACUGAAGAUUUUCGUGUGUUGUCAAGUACAGGUACUACUUAGCAGUUCUGUUUGACAUUUAUUGUUUUCUUGAUUAAUCUUAUGAAAUUAUGUUUACCCGAUUGAAAUCACUUCUCUUAGUUCCCUCCGCAGGAAAUCACUCAUUCUGAUAAUUGCCCGGUGUCAAUUCCAGUCCAGAACCCUUGCUUUAUGCUGCUGCUCUUUGCAAGCUUCCUAAAUUUCAAACUGACACUUGCAGGUGAUUUCAUGUGACUGUCUGACUGAUGCAACAAAAAGGCUUACUUUGUGUUGGUAGCUCUGACUUAUCAUCGAAAGGUGACCAUCCGUUGAACCAACUCUUUUUCUAAUUAUCGUUCACAGACCAACGGUUACCUGGCAAUGGUAGUUGCUGCACAUCUUUACUCGAAUAUGCUGUAUGUUUUGAAGAGAGUUGGAUACAAGUACUGCUUUGCACCAGCUUCUGUUGGCAUUUUCUUAUGCUCGGAAUCAACUAUAAGCAAUAACGUCAUCAUUGUGUUGCAGAGUCAAAUAAACGAGGGUCUGAUUGCAUCCGGGUCGAAAAUCAUCACCAGCAGUAGCAGGCUAGCAGCAACCCUUUACCAGGGACAGUAACAUUAGCAUCUUGGGAGACCGCCAACUCUGGAGUUUAGCAGUUUUCUGUUUGCACCUUGCUAAAGCACAAAAACACUAGAAAUUAUUUGGAAAUGACGUAGAAAAGCUUGGUCUCGCUGACUCGUGGUGCACGUCCAAGCCACUGUGACUAACUUGGAGAUUGGUGCAGCAGCUUGGUGUCCACAAAUGCCCCACUUCUUGUUGUUCCAUCACCACCACCAUUGAUGUUAUUAGGUGGCAGGGUGGCAAUAAGCUGUUUAUGUAGUGUCAUGUUGAUGUACUGCAAUUUCUCUGGCUUCUGAAGCCAGAUAUGUUUCAGUUUCAGCUUCGUGUGAUUUUAUGAUCGAAACAACAUUCUGUAAUAAUCGUGGCUGACUGCCACGAAAAUCAGUUUGGGAGGAUAACCAGGCACAAUGAGGAAAGAUACCUAAUAAAGAGUAUGAGGCUGG